This is a messenger RNA of Stylophora pistillata, 2167 nucleotides long. RefSeq lists its product as uncharacterized. Lineage: Eukaryota; Metazoa; Cnidaria; Anthozoa; Scleractinia; Pocilloporidae. The record is from RefSeq and is a predicted model, not a curated record.
AUAGAAACACUAUAGAAUGUAGAAUAUAAAUUAUAAAGCCAGUUCAUAAUUAGCAAUUUUUUGAAGUAGAAGGGGCGCUUCAACAUAGUAAUCCAAGGCAGAAGAUAAGACGUGAUUCUUACCAAGAAAAAUAACUGUUAGUAACUACUGUGAAAUUCGGUUACAGGAACAAGAUGUUUUCAAAGAUGGUGGACUCAAUCGACCAUCUGAACUCUGAAGACAAGCAUAAUCUUGUAAUGGAGAGCCAGACUUUCCAGUGCUGGGAUGACUUUUUGAAGUGGAAAAAAAUGGAAGAACAAAUGAAGAAAAGUUAGCUCGUCAAAACAAGGCCCGAUAGAAAAACAAGGAGGCAUAUGGUCUCAUGAUUCUAUCGCAACAGAUAUGGUACAAUUAUUUCUGGCAGCAACGGAAAAGGGGCAAUGAGAUCUCAAGGGAGUUCAAAAACUGGAUGUUCAUGCACCACAUUUAUCAAGGCAAGAAUUGAUGCAGCCACAGGUGAGGUGACAGCGGACUAUUGCCUACAACACAUUGGGCACAAACAAGAAAUCGCAUACUCAUGGUUAUCUGCCUACAUCCGCUCUCACAUAGCUGGGAAACUGUCCCAAGGAGUCAACAUGAACUCUGUUUUGGACUUUGUCAGGGAUACCCAAGCAGGACCUCUCACAAGGGACCACCUAGUUACACGUAAAGAUCUGAAUAAAAUUAAACAUCAGUACAACAUAGAUUUCAUUCAAAAGGAUAGCGACGAUGCCACCAGUGUUGCCCACUGGACGGAGUUCCAGAAAGAAAUGUUUAACAAGGAUGGAUCUAAAUUAAUCUGCGUUGACGCAACACAUGGUACCACUGCUUACGACUUUCAACUAAUAACUGUGUUGGUCAUCGAUGAUUUUAAUGAGGGAAUACCUGUGGCAUGGAUGAUAAGCAACAAGGAAUCGACUGAUUCCUUGAGAGUCUUCUUCCAAAGUCUCAGAGAAAGGUGCAGAGAUGUCAUCACCCAGUUCUUCAUGAGUGAUGAUGCAGAUGCCUAUCACAAUGCCUGGUGUUCUGCUUUUUCAAGACCUGAUAGGAAGCUGCUCUGCAGCUGGCACAUGGACAGAAGCUGGCACCAAAAGCUGAACAAAUAUUUUAAAGACGAAUAACAGCAAGCAGAAGUGUAUGCAGCCUUAAAGAAUCUUCAAAAUGAGACCACUGAAAGCGCAUUUCAAACAUCCUUGCAGCAGUUCCUUGCAUGGCUGAAAGGCAUCUCCCCACUAAUGGCCUCUUACUUCGAGAAGGAAUACGCCUCCCAGCCGCAAGAAUGAGGGUCUUGUUUCCGGGAAGAUCACCUGCAAACACAAACAUGUUUCUGGAAAGCUUCCACAGAACUCUUACGGAAAUCUACCUGGAGGAGAAACAAAACAAACGCGUAGAUCAUCUGCUGUUGACUCUUUGCAAAAUCUCAAGAGACAAGCCUUACGAACAGUUGAUAAAAGCUGAGAAGGGCAAGGUUACCCAACGUCAGUGCAAUAAUAAUAAACGGCACAAGUAGGUGGACUCCAUACCAGAAUCGGUACUCAGACAGGAUGAUGGUUCUUGGAAAGUACAAUCGACCACAGAUACAAACAGGUUUUAUCGUGUAAGAAAAACUGAUUCCUCUGUCGGUGGCUGUCUUCUUCCAAGCUCUCGUAGUGGAGCCUGUACGCAUUCUUUAAAGUGCACUUGCCAAGACUACACAGUAAGAAAUAUUGUGUUCCCAUGUCCACGCAGUCUGCCUUAAAGAACCUGAAGAUGAAAAAAUCUCUCCAAUGGCAGACGACAUGGUUGAUGAUGUCGCGCAGAAACAAGAGUCUGGAAAACAUAAUUCAAUGGGAGCAACAUCUAAAAGAUGAAAAAGAUUUGGAACAUCUUAAGCGAAGUGCAGUGGCUGAAUUAGCUGAGCUGACAGAACCUUUUCCACAAGCUCCAAAUAAAGAAAUGAUUCAUUCAGUAUUGUACCAUAUUCAUUCAGCUAAGUCAGUAGGACGGGGACUUUCUAUUAUUGGAAACGACCACCAUUACCUCCAGACACGGUCAUUCCCCUCUAACAAACUAGAAACAGAAGCAAUUCUUCCCAACAAAGAAAGAGACCAAAGUAGAGCGGCCAUGAGUAACUAUGUCAGAAACAACACGCCAGGAGCUGGAAGAUAUG